This is a messenger RNA of Helianthus annuus (common sunflower), 1230 nucleotides long. RefSeq names its product glycosyltransferase BC10. Gene Ontology annotation, cellular component: membrane. The record is from RefSeq and is a predicted model, not a curated record. The transcript is spliced from 2 exons. Gene Ontology annotation, molecular function: glycosyltransferase activity. Bases 46 to 1185 code for a protein of 379 amino acids. NCBI's taxonomy places the organism in Eukaryota, Viridiplantae, Streptophyta, Magnoliopsida, Asterales, Asteraceae.
CCUUCUUCUCCAUCCGCCAUUUUCAAAAUCCAAUCAAACUCAACAAUGAAGAGCACUCAAAAUCUCCUAUCUGUGAUGCUCGUCUUCGCUUUCGGUUUAUUUUUCGGUGUCACUCUCAUUUUCCACCUCAAAGACAUCUCAUUCAGUCUCCGAUUCACCCAAUUCUCUCUCUCCACCACCCCCUCCGCCACCUCCACCGCCGCCCCUGCCGGAGUAGAUUUGGUAGCACCACCGUUGCCGGUUGAUUUGGGAUUAAAAGGGUUCCUGAAGCCGCCGGAACUUAUGCACCAUAUGACCGAUGAAGAGUUGAUUUGGAGAGCUUCCAUGGUUCCGAAAGUUAGAGAUUAUCCGUUUGAAAGAACGCCGAAGGUGGCGUUUUUGUUUCUGACCCGAGGUCCGGUGGUGUUGGCGCCACUUUGGGAGAGGUUUUUUAAAGGGUAUGAUGGUCUUUUCACCAUCUACGUUCAUAGCUCCGAUUCGUCGGCGAAGGUGACGGUACCGAAGGAUUCCGUGUUUUACGGCCGGAGAAUUCCGAGCAAGGAUGUUGAAUGGGGAAAAGUCAACAUGGUCGAGGCCGAACGUCGACUACUAGCAAACGCGUUGUUGGAUUUCUCGAACCAACGAUUUGUUCUUCUGUCUGAAGCUUGCAUUCCUUUGUUCAACUUUUCAACUGUUUACUCGUACCUCGUCAACUCAAAGCAUAACUUUGUGGAGUCCUAUGAUCUGGAGGGGGCCGUUGGUCGUGGUCGUUAUAGUAAGAAAAUGGCCCCCAUAGUGAAAAUUAAAGAAUGGCGAAAAGGGUCACAAUGGUUCGAGAUGGACCGUGACCUGGCCAUUGAGGUGAUAGCUGACAAAAUGUACUUCUCAGUUUUUCAUGACUUUUGCAAUGGUAAAUGUUAUGCAGACGAGCAUUACAUACCGACAUUUGUCACUAAGAAAUUCGGGGAAACGAAUUCUAAUAGAACUUUGACUUUUGUUGACUGGGCGAAAGGCGGACCCCACCCAACUAAAUACACGAGAAACGAUGUGACUAAAGAUUUUUUGAUGAAGUUAAGGAAUGAUAAAAGUUGCGAGUAUAACGGGAAGAAAAACCAAACAUGUCACUUAUUUGCAAGGAAGUUCACAUCUCAUGCUUUGGAUAGAUUGUUAAGAAUUGCACCAAAACUUAUGCAAUUCAACCUAUAGCUUUCUUUUCUAAAAUGUUUAUUUUGAUUUAUCUUCUUGAAAUUA